GAGAGCAAACCAAAAUGCUAGUUCUGUGCAGCUUAUCAACUACGGCAGCGCUAAUUUUGCCAGCGAUAAUAAUCUUCUUCUUCUUCAUCACGAAAUCCAGAAAGAGCGAAAUUCCAAUCAAACUUCCACCUGGCCCCAAAAAACUCCCUAUCAUCGGAAACCUCCACCUCAUAAGCUCCCCUCCCUUCCGCUGCUUCACAGAUCUAUCCCAACGCUACGGCCCUAUAAUGCACCUCAAGCUCGGCGAGGCCGACGCCGUCGUCGUCUCUUCGCCGGAGAUCGCGAAGCAAAUCCUCAAGGAUCAGGACCCCUGCGUCGCCAACAGACCGCAGGGCGUGGCCUUGGAGAUCAUGUGGUACAACUACAUCGACAUCGCCUUCAGCCCCUACGGCGACUACUGGCGCCAGAUGCGGAAGAUCUGCAUCAACGAGCUCCUCAGUCCUAGGAUGGUGCGAUCGUUCCAGUCGAUUAGAUCCGACGAGGCCGCGCGUGUGGUCGAUUCGCUGCGUGGAUCUUCCGGAAGCGUCGUGAAUUUGACCGAAAAGAUCUUCUCCUUCACGAGCUCCAUCACUUGCCGCGCUGCGUUCGGCGGCCUGUGCAAGGAUAAAGGAACUCUGAUUAAGGUGAUGACGGAGACGUUGAAGAUGGCUGGAGGGUUUGAGAUUGCGGAUUUUUUCCCCAAUUCGAGGAUCGUGAGCGCGCUGAGCUGGACGAAGAUGAGGCUGAAGAUGAUGCGGCGCAAGCUGGAUUUCAUUUUAGAUGACCUUAUUGAUGAGCAUAAGUCGAAUCUAGCGAAGAUGGCUGGAGAUAUUAGUUCCGGCCGGCGAUUGGGGAAUGGUGAGUAUGGAGGUGAAGAUUUAAUUGAUGUUCUGCUGAGGAUGAAGGAAGGAGAGGAGCUCAAGUUUCCUAUUGGCAAUGACAAUAUCAAAGCAGUGUUGUAUGAUAUUUUCUCGGCUGGAACUGAAACCUCAUCAGCUGCUAUUGAUUGGACGAUGGUAGAGCUAAUGAGAAACCCAAAAGUGAUGGCCAAGGCACAAGCUGAAGUAAGACGGGUGUUGAAAGAAGGCAUCGCUACUAAUAAUAUAGAACAAUAUGAUGAGUUGAGAUAUGUAAAACUAGUGAUAAAAGAGAGUUUGAGGCUACACCCUCCGGUUCCAUUGUUGCCUAGAGCUUCGAGGGAGACGUGCCAAGUUAAUGGAUACACGAUACCUAAUAAAAUAAGGGUGAUGGUGAAUGUAUGGGCGAUGCAUAGGGAUCCCAGGUUCUGGAAAAAUCCGGAAGAGUUCGAGCCUGAGAGAUUCGAGAAUGUGGAUGUGGAUUUCGUUGGUGGUGAUUUCCAUUACUUGCCUUUUGGUGUAGGAAGAAGAAUGUGCCCCGGAAUCAUGUUUGGUUUGGCUACUUUGGAGCAGGCUAUAGCUCAGCUUCUCUACCACUUUGACUGGAAAUUACCACAAGGUGUUAAGGCUCCAGAUUUGGAUAUGAUUGAAAAAGAUGGGCUCACAAGUGUAAGAAAAGACAAUUUGUUUGUAAUUGCCACUCCAUAUCACCCAUCACUUUGAUACUAUCUUCUUAGGUUUAUAUGUUAUUUUUCUAAUCAUAAUAUAAGUACUUUUCCGAUAUAAA
This is a messenger RNA of Salvia splendens (bonfire salvia), 1623 nucleotides long. RefSeq names its product cytochrome P450 71D95. Bases 15 to 1559 code for a protein of 514 amino acids. The transcript has 2 exons. Gene Ontology annotation, molecular function: monooxygenase activity; iron ion binding; oxidoreductase activity, acting on paired donors, with incorporation or reduction of molecular oxygen. Lineage: Eukaryota; Viridiplantae; Streptophyta; Magnoliopsida; Lamiales; Lamiaceae. The record is from RefSeq and is a predicted model, not a curated record.